AUGGCCAGCAGCAAGCGCCCGCACGCCCGCCGCGACGACGCCGACAAUGCCGCCCCGUCAACUGCGCUCACGGCCGCGUCCGCGGCGCAGCUGGUCAAGCGCUCGCGUCUGACCGAGAUCGUCGCGGUCGACGCGGCCGUCGUCGCGUCCACGCGCGUGGACGACCGCACGUCGCGGCUCCCGGCGCCCACGAUGCUCCUCUCGGGCCACAGCGCCGCCGUCUACUCGCUCAAGUUCAGUCCCUGUGGACAGCACGUGGCGUCGGGUUCGUUCGACCGCAGUCUCCUGCUCUGGCACGUGACUGGCGCGUGCCGGAACUAUAACGUACUUAAGGGUCACAAAAACGCGGUCCUCGAAGUGCAGUGGACGUACGACAGCACGCAGCUCGUGUCGGCGUCGGCGGACAAGUCACUGGGCCUCUGGGACGCCGAGAGCGGCGCGCGCGUCAAGAAGUGGACGGGCCACACGUCGGUCGUCAACAGCUGCUGCCCCGUGCCGAGCGGCCCUACGCUCGUUGUGAGCGGCAGCGACGACCGCUCGGUGAAGCUCUGGGACGUGCGGUCGAAGCCCGCGGUCAAGUCGCUCGAGGGCGCGUAUCAGGUCACGGCCGUGUGUUUCCUGGCGGACAAUGCUCAAGUUGCAGCCGGCGGACUUGACGGCGAGAUCCACGUGUGGGACCUCCGCAAAGACGCCGUGGCGACGGUGCUCCAGGGCCACGCCGACGUUGUCACGGGCGUGAGCCUCAGUCCGAACGGCGCCUACUUGCUGUCGAACGCUAUGGACUCGACCGUGCGCAAGUGGGACGUCCGGCCGUUCGUCACGGGCGAGCGCCUCAAGACGACGUUCAUGGGCGCCAAGCACAGCUUUGACCGCACGCUCAUUCGCUGUGGCUGGUCGGCCGACAUGCGCUAUGUCGCGAGCGGCUCGGCUGAUCGCAACGUGUACAUUUGGGACGCCGAGACGGGCAACUUGCGGUACCUGUUGCCAGGACACACGGGCAGCGUGAACGAGGUGACGUUCCACCCGACAGAGCCGAUCGUGGGCUCGUGCAGCAGCGACAAGACCAUUUAUCUGGGCGAGCUGGCCGAGCUAUAA
Messenger RNA from Hyaloperonospora brassicae, 1095 nucleotides. The record is from the annotation of a GenBank genome assembly. NCBI's taxonomy places the organism in Eukaryota, Oomycota, Peronosporomycetes, Peronosporales, Peronosporaceae.